AUGUGGUUCCCCUCCUUCCUGACCAUUCCGGUCAGCAACUUACUCCCCUCCAUCUCCCUUCCAGCCAACAUCCAGCGUCGCUUCCUAUCUUAUGUCCUAAAGCGUGCGCUGGGAAGGUUCUUCAUCGCCUCCGGCUUCGACGUCGAGCGCAUCCAGGCGCAGCUCGGCGAGGGCCGCGUCGACCUGGAACGCCUUGAGGUCAAUAUUGACGAAAUCAACGCACUCAUCCCAGCUGGUCUUCCCUUCACCGUCACCGGUGGUGAAGUGGCGAAGGUCUCGGCACGCGUGCCUUUCCCCAACCUCUGGAGCGAUCCUCUUGCGUUAACCGUCGACUCCGUCGUUUUGGAUGUGUCACUCGCGCCCACCAAGAGAAGACGAGGUCCGGUCUCAACCGGCUCUCACCACAUCGACUUAGCGAGCUCCGUGACGAGCGCCGCCGGCGAUUUCUUACACGACGAGCUGGACGCGUUCGAGGGUGCCGAGCUCGAUCGAACGAUCCGCGAAUCACUUAUUCUAAACGACACCCUGCGCGAUGAGAUUCCUGGCGCAUUUCCUCCCUUUACCUCCAGUGACGGUGGCGGCUCCCCCGCCGCUGUGGAGAGUACGACAGUGCUCGCCUCACUCGUAGAGCGCGUAUUGGCGCGUCUCCAGUGCCACGUGCGCAACGUUCGUCUCCGCGUGCGCUACGAGCACAACGACUUGGCGGGUGUGCUCGAACUGCGCGUCGGCGAGGUGCGUUACGCAGACGAGACGCCUGAGACUGUAACAGGUGCCCAGAAGACCGUGCGGGCGGUCAGGCUCUCCUCCGUUGGUGUGUACCUGCUCCCUCUCCCGAAGGAAGAUAAGAUGGUACAGCCGGUCCAACUGUCGCGCAUGACGAGCGCGUCGUCGUUCGACUCGUCGCUGUCGGAUGACGACGAGUACCAGGACAUGAUCAUGUCGCAGGCAGUGGCCGACCUCCGCGUUAGCUCUCCUGGCCCCCAAGCGUUAUCAACCCCGUCCACCGCUUCGGUCCGCAGCAACGCGGGUUCAGGUAUGUACCGAAGUGCUGCAGGCUCGGACAUGUUCCAAAGCGCCCAAGGGUCCGGCAUGUUCCAGAGUGCCCGGGGCUCAGGCAUGUUCAAGAGCGCGAUGUCAACGACAUCGGGGCGGAGCAUAUACCACAGCUUCGUGGAGGAGCCAGAAGCGGCGCAGUCGGUAUCGGCUUCGCGCCAAGAGCUGCCGGCAGAUCCAUUCGGUUCGUCUCCCCAGUCGCCACAGGUCGAGGAGACGCAUUAUCCCGAACCAGUUCCAGUGAUGGAGCCAUCAAACGCAGGUUCGGCACACACGAGCCGCUCGGCCACCCCAGUGGCAUCUCAUGACCCGGAGGAAACACUUCUCCUCUCUUUCGGAACAGAGGACAUCGUGUUGCGCAUGACGACCGCGAGGACAAUGCCACCAAGCUCCAGAGACUGGGCCCGCGACCCGGACUCGCCGAUGGCCAUGCCCCGUGUGGUGGACACCCCUAGGGCGCCCAUUCCCUCAAUACGCAUCGAUGUGUCCGUGGGCAUGAUCGCCGCGGCCCUCCUUCCAUCCCACACCGGCUUCCUUCUCAGCCUCGCUCAGGCCGCGCUGGCGCAGGCUGGCUCGGGGCAACCCAGCGCGCCGCCCGCCAACAUUGACCCGCCCAUCGUGCAGCCAAAGUUCGACGCCGAGGUGCGCAUCAAGGGACUGUACGUCUCGCUCGCGUACGAUCUCAGCGAUCCGUCAGCCGAGUACAGCGACCUGGUGGAGCAGUAUUUCUUACGCCCGGCGUCGGUGUACCUCCCGAUUGGGCAUCUACGCGUCAAGCUCGAGGACAUGGUUGCGACGUAUGCUGUUCCUGCCGCUUUGAACAGGCCCGUGCGGAAGCAAACGUCGUCACGCCGCCGCUCCACAGCAGGAACGAGAGGCGCAGCCCUCAACAUCUCCGUCUCGACCGUAUCAGUGUUUGAGUACCUCGCCUCGGCCGAAAGUGGGGACGACGAGCCGCCUGGGGGCACCUUCCCCGUCCUCAUCUUCGACGCCAACCUUCCUAAGCAGUACGAGCUGCCUCCCGGUGCGCCGUCGAGCCUUCUUUCAACCAACAGCCGCACGCCGGCGAACCUCACCGCCUUCCCCCAGUUUGAUAGUGUCGACUGGCGUAAUGCUGGUCUGCAGAAACCAGGCACAGAGAAGGCAUGGCGCGUGCGUCCGCGAAACAAAGGAAUAUUGCGAGGAGGGCCGGUUGCGAGCCCAGAACCCGCAGCGGCGGCGAUUGCAAUCCGCAAGGACAUGGAUGACAGGGAGCCGGCAAAUGUUGAGCUGCUUCCGGUGCACGUUUUCGUUGACCUCUCACUUGUCGAGCGGCUCCUCCCGUUCCUCUGUUCCCUCGCACCAAUUGUUCAGUCGUCGAGCGAACACCCCACUUCGACUGCAGCACAUGUGAAUCCACGACCGCUCGCCUCGCUUCGCCCGGUAGAAGACCCACCUCAGUUUGGGCGCAGAGGGUCUAUGACUCCGCCUCCACGCGUGCUCAUGACUCUGCGCUGCCCGAUGAUCCGCCUCGACAUCCGUUGUCCUGCACCACCCAACCGGCGCGGGUCGUGGGGUGACGGUGCCCAUUUACGCUCGGGAAUAGUGACACUUGACAUCCACGACCUGAACGUCCGUGUCGCGGAGGACAAGCCGGAUGCUCGCCGUCACCCCAGCUCUGACAUUUCUGGCGGCAUCAAUGUUGAGUUCCAGAAGAUCGUGCUCCUCUUCAGCCGCGUCCCGGAGCAACGUUCAUCGGCCUUCCUGGUAAUAGGGCCUUUGGCCCCUGAAGAGGGCGAUGAGGGCGUGCUCCUGCCGAUGGUGAACGUGCGCUCGGAGAUCACGCCCAUGACAGGUGUCAAGACGCAGUCGGUGACCUGCAAGAUCCCCUGUGUCCAGGCCAAGAUUCGCCAGCCGACCGUCGAGGGUCUGCAGUUCUUCGCAGACGACAUGACGCACUGGCUUGACGGCGCAUUCGGAGACGGCUCCGCAACCAGACCCAGGGACGAUCUAAAGAUGAUUGGCAGCCGGUUCUUUGGGUCUAAGGCUUCGUCGUCUGCCUCGAGCUCGGGCGACUACGACGAGGAGGACGAUUUCGGCUCGGCCACACUCUUCCGCCUCGCCGUUAGUGAGGUGGAGAUUGCGUUAUUAGUUCCUAAGGUCAAUGGUGUAGCUGAGAGCUCGGCCGCGACCGAGCGCAUCUUAUCCCUCCGUGGCUCGGACAUGGACGUCAAGCUCGAGUCGAACAGCACGAACAAGCAGGAGACGUCCGUGACCCUGACCGCGAUGGACGUGGACCUCUUCCACAUUGCUGAGCCCGGAUCUGAACCGCAUCGGCUCUUCGGUCGCACCUCCCCCCUCAACUACAGUACGCACACGCAACCCCUGAUCAACCUGCGCUUCUCGUCGAUCACACACGAGGACCGAACCAAAGCGACUGGUAUCCGCCUGACGACUAACGCGAGCACGGUAUAUGUCACACGCGAUCUGGAGUGGGUGCACGACCUAGCGCUAUACGCCAAGACACCAGAGGGCGUGUUCGAGGACGUUGUGCCAAGCGAGGUGACACGCAUCUCGCUGCACGUGUACGACUGUUCGGUGCAUGUCUCAGCGCCCACCAUGUCGGGCGCACUCCUCGUGGUCAUGACAGCAAUCGAGGUGCGCUCCGCCAUGGUAAGCGAGUCGGAUGAGAAUACGAUAGACAUCGGUGCGUCGGGGCUGUAUCUUCUGGCCAUUGAUGACUGCGAUUCUGCGACUGCACUGCAACACCACUCCAAGUCCCUUGAAGCGUGGAAGCGGGCGGGUUAUGCGCAACUGGUUGAGCUCGUGGUCCUGGACGGCCAGGUGGUCCGCUCAAGUAUACCGAACUCCACCCUGAUCGACAUCCAGAACAGCCAGAUGCGGGUGACGGCGUGCGCGGACUCCUUCGCAACGCUUGGUGCUCUCGCCGGUGAUCUCUCCAAGCUCUUUCCCGCUCCGCCUGAGCCUCCUGUGCCACCGAAACGCACCAUGGCACUCGAGAAGUCUAUCGAUGUAUUCGCGUCAGUCGACCUUAACGCUUUUGGACAGGCUCCCGACGUCAUUGCCGGUGCCGACAUGAUAGACGACGACCUCCCAACCAACCUCGACUACCUCGACCACGCGGCCGGCGCUAAAGCGGCGGUAGACCGACACACUGGCGAGUCGCUCAGAUCGUGGGAGACACCCGAUGAGGCACCGCACAUCCAGAACGACCUCGGCGGUGGGACCAUCAAGAUCCUCAUGCAGGAACCUUUUGACGAGGAGCCUGACUACUGGAACUCCUUGCCGGUGCUGAAGAACGGUGUCGAAACUCGUAUAGGCACGUUGCGCGUGCAGGUCCAUAACUGCUCCCUGUCGGUGUUCCUGCAUGACGGAUACGACUGGCAGAAGACGCGCAAGACGAUCGAGGAAGAGAUCAAGGUCAUGCGCCGACAACUUGAGAAGAUCCGCCAGUUACUCGCGUCUGGCCAGAAAGCCGACGCGUCGGUCGACAUUACGAGCUCUGUGCUCUUCAACUCGGUGUACAUCGGCUUGGACGGGCGUGAGGACAUGGAUUCGACUCAGCUCAUUGCGGCGAUUGACGAGGAGCUGCUCGACCUCGAGCCGGCCGACUCGGAGACCGCAAGCAGCUGGCAGACCUUCCCUGACCCGGGCGCUGGGGUUCACCCUGCACCCGUGCAGCGCAAGUCGCACGUGCGGUUGCGAGGCAAGCGCCUGACGCGGUCGAGGAAGGGCCAGAUCGAGUUCAGCGUCAACGGCCUGCGCACCGACAUCGACGCGUACGGUGUGGAUGACGCCACUUCUUCGCGCAUCCACACGACGGUCCAGAGUCUCGAGAUCUUGGAUCACAUCAAGACGUCGACGUGGAAGAAGUUCCUGACUGAGAUGAAGGCCGACUCGCGUGGCAACGUCCGCGAGACGGACGCGGACAUGGUGCGUGUCGAGAUCACAAACGUGCGCCCCAACUUGCCGUCGACGGAUGAGGAAAUCCGCGUUCGCGCCAAGAUCUUACCGCUGCGCCUGCACGUCGAUCAGGACGCGCUGGACUUCCUGAAACACUUCUUCAGCUUCAAGCCGCCGGGCGAGGGAGUUGUGGAAGCGGGGCCGCCCAAGGCCGAGCCGUUCUUCCAAUAUGUCGAGAUCUUUCCCAUCGAGCUCAAGCUGGACUACAAGCCCAAGCGCGUCGACUACUCGGCUCUAAGACAGGGGCGCACGAUUGAGCUCAUGAACUUCUUCCACUUUGAAGGGGCGGAGAUGACCCUCCGUCACGUUACGCUCUCGGGUGUAACGGGCGGCGCCCGUCUCGGCGACAUGCUGCAAGACAUCUGGACGCCGGACGUCAAGUCGAACCAACUAGCCGACGUCAUAUCGGGCGUGUCGCCGAUCCGUUCAGUGGUCAACGUCGGCUCUGGCGUGGCGGACCUCAUCCUCCUCCCGAUCGAGCAGUACCGGAAGGAUGGGCGGAUCGCGCGCGGUGUCCAGCGCGGCACCAACAGCUUUGUGAGAAGCACGGCGAUGGAGAUGAUGAAGCUCGGCGCCCGCCUCGCGACGGGCACGCAGGUCGUACUCGAGCGCGCCGAGGGCGUGCUGGGCCCCAAGAUGGGUGACAGUGUUAUUGUCGAGGCAACGGACACUGAAUCGGAUGAGGAGGGUCAGCACUCGCGGUACCGGAACCAGCCAACAGAUGUGCGCGAGGGCGUCAAGGCCGCUUACGCGAGCCUUUCGUCCAACAUCAAUUCGGCGGCACAGACGAUCUUGGCUGUGCCGAUGGAGGUGUACGAGCGGGCGGGCGACGACGGGCCACUACGAACCGUCGUGCGCGCUGUGCCUAUUGCCGUCCUCAAGCCCAUGAUUGGUGCGAGCGAGGCGGUCAGUAAGACGUUGUGGGGACUGCGCAACAGCCUUGACCCCGAGGGACGGAGGGAGCAGGGCGAUAAGUACAAGUAG
Messenger RNA from Cutaneotrichosporon cavernicola, 6000 nucleotides. RefSeq lists its product as uncharacterized. The transcript is spliced from 5 exons. NCBI's taxonomy places the organism in Eukaryota, Fungi, Basidiomycota, Tremellomycetes, Trichosporonales, Trichosporonaceae. Gene Ontology annotation, molecular function: phosphatidylinositol-3-phosphate binding. Bases 1 to 6000 code for a protein of 1999 amino acids. Gene Ontology annotation, biological process: autophagy of mitochondrion; reticulophagy; piecemeal microautophagy of the nucleus. Gene Ontology annotation, cellular component: phagophore assembly site. The record is from RefSeq and is a predicted model, not a curated record.